Neltuma alba is the source of this 611-nucleotide messenger RNA. RefSeq lists its product as uncharacterized. Bases 120 to 437 code for a protein of 105 amino acids. The record is from RefSeq and is a predicted model, not a curated record. The transcript is spliced from 4 exons. NCBI's taxonomy places the organism in Eukaryota, Viridiplantae, Streptophyta, Magnoliopsida, Fabales, Fabaceae.
CUUUCUCCCUCAGUGGAAACUCUAGAGUCGGCCACUACUUCUACCUCUCAAGCACAGGCACCUUACCUGUCAUUUGAUGUUGUUGGUGCCUUUGUUUUACAUAACUAAAAACAUCGGUUAUGCCUUCAAGAAGAUUUGACGGGCAAAGUUUCUUUUUCGCUUAUCCAUGGUGUCGACUAAAGAAAGGUGGUGAAGUAAAUAUGACAUUGGGUGGUAUUGACUUAAAAAAUUCAGGGAGUGUUGUUGUUAGAGAAGUCAAGAAACUGCUCACUGUAUUGUUUCCCGAUGGACAUGAUGGGAUGAGACGUCAGAAGACUUGUAUGAAUGGAAGACAGCUCUUGAACACGAUCUUAAAUAUAUUGUGUUGUAUUUGUAUGUACCAUCAUGUGUUGGGAUUUCAUUCUCUCCUCACGGCGCGAAAUAUUAUAUUUAGGUGAAAGCUCCAUAUGAUAUUAUUAUUCAAUAUAGAUAUCAAUCUAGAUUUCUUCACAAACACGUACAUAUUCUUGCUACUUUUUUCCCCAUGUAAUUAGACACCUUAUUUCAUGUUCAUGAUAAGACGCUUGAGGGGAGAUUGUACUAUAUAGCUAGUUUUCUAAAGAUGUUUAUGU